This is a messenger RNA of Microthlaspi erraticum, 1860 nucleotides long. Lineage: Eukaryota; Viridiplantae; Streptophyta; Magnoliopsida; Brassicales; Brassicaceae. The record is from the annotation of a GenBank genome assembly.
AUGUCGUCAUCACCUUAUCCAAUCCUGGACAACCGACCAAUUGACAAGUGGAAGGUUACGGAAUUGAAAGAAGAGCUCAAAAGACGGAGACUAACAACAAGAGGCUUGAAGGAGGAAUUGGUUAGGCGUCUUGAUGAUGCCCUUCGUGCUGAGCAAGAAGAGUCUCAAAGACUCAACGAUGCUGCUCUUGCUGCUGCUGUGGCAGCCAAUCAACAGCCUGAGUUUACUCCUAUGCCUGGAGGCAACAAUACACCACAUCGAAUGCAAGCUACUCCUGUUGCUCCAGUUGAAGCGGCGGUAUUCAGCACUGAGACAACUCCAGUUGCAGCUGAGACAACUCCAGAGCCAACUGAGGCUAAGACAACGACUGAAGCAUCAGCUGCGGCGGUUGAGACUACACCACCCCCGGUGUUUUCUAACUCAGGUGAAAAGGUUGAUGAUGUUAGAGAUGUAACUGGUGAUGAUGUGAAGCUACAAGAACCUCAGGGAUUUGGGAUGGCUGCAACUGAUGCAGUAGUUGCCGAAGAGCCGUCCAGUGAGCAGAUUGUUGAGAACUCUGAAGUAGAGAUAGAGAAUAAGGAAACCUUUAACGGGUUUGAUGGUUCUAUGGACCAACCAACAGAGUCAGGUCUUGAAAAAUCUGCUAUGUACAACCAGGUAUCUGAGGUCAUCCCCGUUACAGGGUUUGAGGUAAAAUCUGAUUGUAUUUCUACUGAUUCUGUGUCAAAUAAUGAGAAAAUAGAACUAAAGGAUAACGAAAUUGCUGAUGAUGUCAAAUUAGAACAAAUUGUUAGUAAGUCCCAAGAGCCAUCAACUGUCGUUGGUGAAUCGCAUCCAAUGGAUGUCGAGAAGCCACUUGAGCAGAAGAUGUAUGUUGGAGGUGGGGAUGACAGCGUUGCUGCAAAUGCUGAUAUGAGCAUAGGCAAUAAUGAUAUCGAUGCAGGGGACUCAGAAAAGUUGAAUUUAGAUAGAAGUUCUGGUGAUGAGUCUAUGGAAGACGAGCCAGAGACUAAGCAAACUGAGUCAGUUACAUCUCAUGAAAUGGUGGAGAAGAGUGAGAAGAAAGAGGAAGCCCCUGAAAGUAAAAGCCAUCCAAUGGUGGCUUCUGACAAAAGAAAGCUCCCUGUUAAUGAGCAAGAAGCUGUUGGAAACAAUGAGCCUGCAAAGAGGCAACGUCGAUGGAACUCUGAGAGCAUUAAGGUUCCUGAAGCACAGGCCACUAACAGCGCCACACCCACUACAACACCGAGGUCAACUGGUCUGAAGCGUGACUUCUCAAGAUCCAACUCUUCGGUUAGUGAGGAUGGACCCAAGGAGCGUGUGGUUCCUCCAUCUCCAAAGGAGCCUACGAAUUCUCUCAGGAUUGAUCGUUUCCUUAGGCCGUUCACACUGAAGGCUGUUCAAGAGCUUCUGGGAAAAACGGGAAACGUCACUAGCUUCUGGAUGGACAACAUUAAGACCCACUGCUAUGUAUCGUAUUCUUCAGCUGAAGAAGCUGCAGCAACAAGAGAAGCAGUGUAUAACCUCCAGUGGCCGCCUAAUGGAGGACGCCUUCUGACAGCUGAAUUUGUUGGACCAGAAGAAGUGAAGGCAAAACUGGAAGCUCCUCUGCCUGCUCCUCCUCAGGCUCAGGCUCCAUCGCGGGCACAUCCAACUGCUCUUCCACCACCACCGCCUCUGGCCAAAGCACCUGUUGCUCUGCCUCUUCCUCCACCUCCUCCUCUAGUCCCUGAGGAACAGGAACCUCCAAUAGUCACUCUGGAUGAUCUUUUCAAGAAGACAAAAGCAAUCCCCAGGAUAUAUUACUUGCCCUUGUCAGAGGAACAGGUUGCAGCUAAACUUGCCGCUAAGAACAAGUGA